Amphiprion ocellaris (clown anemonefish) is the source of this 6467-nucleotide messenger RNA. RefSeq lists its product as uncharacterized. Bases 1 to 4665 code for a protein of 1554 amino acids. The record is from RefSeq and is a predicted model, not a curated record. Lineage: Eukaryota; Metazoa; Chordata; Actinopteri; Pomacentridae. The transcript has 5 exons.
AUGGCUCUCUCCCAGAUCCAGUGUCUGGACGACAACCACGUGAACCCGCGGACGCACGAGUCCAAACCGGAGUUCUUCUACUGCGAGGACCAGCGGCUCGCGCUCGAGGCUCUGCUCCGUGAUGGGCGCGAGGCGUUCGUGAAGUACCUGGAGGCGCGCGGCCUGCGGGGCUUCCUCUCGGACCCGGAGUUGGAGGUUCUGGCCCGGACUGUGGAGCCCUACGAUCCGGGCUGCGAGCUCUUCCCGGAGGGGGAGGAGGACGAACCGACGCCACUGUCGCUGCACUACUGGCCCGAGAUGUCCGACACGUCCAUCCCGCACAUGGACCUUGGUUGGCCGGACAGCGACGGGUACCGGGGGGUGACGCGCACGACCGUGUACACGCAGCCGCCGAUGGAAGGUCAGGCCCACAUCAAGGAGGUGGUCCGGAAGAUGAUUGCACAGGCGCAGAAGGUUAUAGCAGUGGUGAUGGAUGUCUUCACUGAUGUCGACAUCUUCAGAGAUUUGCUAGAUGCUAGUUUCAAAAGAAAGAUUUCUGUCUACAUCCUGCUGGAACGGACAGCGCUACCCCAUUUCCUGUCCAUGUGUCAGAGGGCCAACAUGCAUACUGGACAUCGCAAGAACCUUCGUGUUCGCUGCACAGGAGGAGCAGAUUUCUUCACUCGGUCCUGCACCAAGAUCAGAGGGCGAAUGGGCCACAGAUUCAUGUUUAUCGAUGGAGACAAAGCAGUAUCUGGUUCUUACAGUUUCACGUGGAUGUCUUCGCGGCUGGAUAGAAACCUCAUCACCGUGACCACCGGCCAGGCUGUGGACGGCUUCGACCGACUAUUUCGCUUCCUCUACGCGUCCUCCAGCUCUGUUGACCUCCGCCAGAUUGGCAUGGAGUCUGAGCCUGAGCCGGACCCCCUUCCGCAGCCAACUAUGGUGGCACCACCUUCUGCUGCUGUUGCUAGGAAACUGAUCAACCCUAAAUACGCCCUCGUUGUUGCAAGCAACUCCAGCCCCACCACCUCUGUUGACAGCCCGAAAGAGACCCAAGAUUCAGACAACUCCAAGAAGAACAAGCGAAAGAAGGCCAUUGAAGAGGGUGCUCUUCCUCUCCACCCUGGACUAGUGGAUCUAGAAAAAGCAUGCUUGAUCUCAUACCUGCCCACCUGGCCAGAACCUGACCCCCCCAGUGAUGUAAUAGGGUUCAUUAACGUUCGGGAUACCACCAGACCAACCCAGGUCCAUCUGCAACGCCAUGAAAUGUUUGAAACCAGCCAGGCGAUCAGGUUCAGCAGUCCCAUCACCAAGGCAAAAGAAACCUUGCCAGAGGUCGCCAAGCCCAGACAGCAAACUGCUGAUCAUGUGGAGCUGAAUAAACCCCAACCAGCUCCAAAUACAGCUAAGGCUGAGGAGUUGGUGGUGGAUAAACCAAAGCCAACACAAGUUAGUGUGGCUCCUUGUGAUAUUAAGAGUAAAGAAGAGGCACCUGAACAGAAACCUGCCGAAUCUGCGCAAAACUUUAAACCUGAAAAGGACACCACUGAGGCUUUGAACACUGUGAAUAAACUGCAUUCAAACACAGCCACCAACCCAGAUGUAGGCCACAUUACAGCUUACCUUAGUGCCCAAUCCAGUAGCAAAGCACCCGCUCCUACCAAUGUGAAGGAUUAUCACAUGACUCAAACCGUUCACACAAACGAUCUUAAAUCAGACUCGCACCCAGAAACAAACACUGAAAAGGAAGCAGAAACUGUACCUGAUUUAAACAAAAAAACUGUUAUGUACAGGACGCAUGUCCUGAAGUCGAAAAAUGUGCAUACCUCUAAACUGCUUGACCUCACUGACUCAAAACCAAACACCGAGCAAAACACACAAGAAAAGACUGCGCUGUCACAUACAGAUUCACACAUACAAGCUGUGAACAUGCAACCAGAAAUCUCUUCUGAAAUGACUCCUAACACCCAGAUUCCUAUUGUUCACAGCCACGUUUCCACCUCCUCCGCUCCUGAUAUGCCGUCUGUUAGUUCAACCUCCCUUUCUGAAAAUAGCCACACUGAGUUUACUACAGAGCACUUCAGCAAUGAUACUGUUGCUUCUGUUCCCUCCACCAGCUCCUCGUCUUCCCUUCGUCCUCUUCCCUCAGCUAUUACAAAUUCAAAUCCUCCCCUCCCUUCAUUCUCAUCUUCUCUGUCCUCUUCUUUGACCUCAGCUCCUCCCAUCCCUAAACCUCGUACUGUCCAGUUGGUUAUCAAAGACAGUAACACCAACAAUAGCCAGAAGCUGCCGGAGAUCUCUGUCAUUAAGAAGACUGACUUCAGUACAGCGCCACUAGUGGUCCACAAUGAGCCGACUAUGGUACAGACAUCUCCAGUGAAAGAGCCUCAAACUGCCCCAGAACUGCAGGAUCGCAGCACAAGUAAAGCAGGAGCAGAAAAAGACACUCAUAAUGUAGGAAAUCACAAAGAAACUCCACAGCAAAAACAGAGUGUGACUUCUCAAGAGACAAGGGAUAAAGAAGCAGACGGACGACGUGAUAGCGGAGCAGAAACUCGGACGGUCACUGGAAUUAAACUAGAAACCCAAUCAGAUAUCUUGAUUACUGAUACACCAAAGGCUGCCAGUGUGAAUGUUCAAGAAAUAAUUCCAAAAGAUGUUGAUCCCAAGACUGUGAUGUCAAGAGAUAGCAAGAUAAUUCCACAGACAAAGAUAGACAUUGUAUCCACAGUACAGAAAGACACCAAGGCCCCAGAAAAAUCCCUGACAAGCUCUGAAUUUUCUACAGUGCCAAAUGAAAAAGGUGAAAAUACGACAAAUUGUAAACCAAACCUUGCAAAAUUGCAUGAACCUGAGAGAUUAUCAUAUUAUAAACUGACUCUAGAGGAUAUAGAUGUAUCGGAGGAUGUGGACUCUGUAAAGGCUCCAGUACACUCUCCUGUUUCUACUUCAUCUAGCCCACACAUGUCCAGUGUCAGUGCUAUUGAUGGCAUACUCACAUCUGCUGCAGACAGGCAAGAUCAACAAGGUAAACAAGCAAGAUUCCCACCAGCAGUCAGUCUGCUAAAUACUGUAAAACACAACACAGACGGCACCUUUCAAGAACAAACUCCUAAAGCACGAGGAAGCAUACAGGCCCCUGAUAAUUGCCUGCGUUUGUACCUCUCUGAAACAGUCGUGCCGGAUUUGCGUUCUCCAACCCCCGAGCGAGAAUCACGCGUAGUCAUGGGUCUCAUUUGCACCCCGACUCCCGAUGGAUUUCCUUCACACGUGUCCACCCCAGAUUCAAGAACAACCACACCGGACUUUCGAACACCUACACCCGACUCUGCUCUCUCCACCACCUCUGACGAGUAUUAUGAAUGUAGCGACUCUCCUUUCCAUGAGCCUGUUUUUGACCAUGUGGGUUUUCUCAAGCAUGGAAUGACAGAGGAUCAUGUCAGCUUCAAACUCACUAAUACACCUAAUGCUUCCACCACUGGCACCAGCCCUGCAUGCAUAAAUUACAGCCCCGGUGCUGCUACAUUAGGCUCUGCAGACAGGAGUACUUCUUGCAGUGAAACAUCAACUUUGACUGGGUCUGCUAGAGUUUCCUCUUCUUUACUUGUGAAGAAAGUGAAAAUGAGUGAACCAGAGGACACCGCACAUGUGGAACAAGAGGAUGAAACGAGGAGGAAACUGAACACGGUGGAGAGGGGAGAAGAGCGAGAAUUCCAGGAGACAGAGAGGAGCAGCAGCGAGGAGGCUAAUAAAGAAGUGGACCAUUUUAAACAAGAUGAAGAUUCAACAGAAAAAGUUAAAGAGACCCCUAAGAGAAGGUUGGUGCUGAGCCAAUCGGCAGCAGAUGCAUCAGUCGAUGGAGGAGUGACUGCAGGAGAAUCAGCCAGUGAAGGAACACAGCCAAAAGUUUCCAGGUCCACUAGUGACCUUAAAACAGAGACAAUUUCUUAUAAGGGACCAGACAAAGUGACCUUGAGCAGGGAGAAGGCAUCAAUUCAGAUGGCACUAAGACCCAGCGGUGUAGAGAGGAGAGAGAACUUCCAGCUGACCAGAGACGCUGAAGCUCCGAAGCUUUUGCAUUAUCCCUCCAAACAUCAGCGGGUUCAGCAGCCGGACAGUGGAGCUUCCUUGCCCUCCCGACCACCCAGACCCGCUCGACCCCUCUCGGCUACCCAGCCUUUAGGGCCUCGUCCUUGGGCCAGCCGUCAGCUGAGUCAACCAGAAGGCAAGGCGCACCAUGAUAGUUUCCAGGUCUUGGAUAAUACGUCGUCUCGUCGUAGAAGUCCAUCCAGACCGGUUCCUCCAGGGGCAGUGGGUUCUGUUGGGUCUGCCGCUGGGCGGAAGCAGGUUUCCAGCAGCCAGCAGGGUCUUGUCUCUCGACAGCCUUCAGCAACGCAGAGCAGAGCGAGAGCCGUACAGGCACACAACCAACCUCCAAAACCUCAAGCCUCCUUUCUCCACUCACACUCUCACCUGCAAACACAAACCCAUUCUCAUCCCCAGAACCAGAUGGUAUCAGCAGAGGAAGCACGUGGACAGGACGAAGGACGGGCUCCAUUUGGCUUCACUUUCAGCAGGCUGUACAACCUGAAGGGCCUGAAGGACAAAGUGAGCAAACUGCCAACACACAGCAAGAGAGGCAGCACCAGCUCUUCUGUACAAGGAAAUAAGAGCUCAAGCUAGUUCGAGACCAUCAGUCAUCAACUUUCCUGUUACUGGAACACAUCAGGCCUCAGAAAAAGGUGAAACCACUGCUGUGAAUGCUCAUUACUUGACUAAUUGAAGUGUGAUUGAGUGCUUCUCUCUUGUGUCUCUUGGAAAUACUUUCAUCCAUACUGGUGCUUUUCAAACUUGAAAUUCUUUUCAUGUUGAAAUCCAACUGCCUGGCAAGCUGCAGUCUGAUCUUUCAUCUUUAGAAGGUCAUGACCUCUGGAUGUCUGGAUCUGAUCUGAGCUCCAUUGCCUAAAAUAUUAAAAUUCAGGCAAUACAAAAUUGGAAUAUUGCGCCUCCAUUUUCAACUUCUUGGCCUCAGUUAUGUAACAAGUGACUGAUGAAGUUCUUUGUAAAUAUCUUUUCCCACAUUUUCAUGUGGAAUAUCUGAACUUUUUUUUUUUUAUUAAUAGCCAAACAAAAUGCACACCAAGCUCUUAAAUCUUUCUCUUAGUGCACAGCAAAUGUGCUGCUCUGACCUAAAUCAACUGGACAGUGGAUCAAGCAUAAAGAGAAGCAUUUGUUUCCUGGAUUACUGAGAUUCCUUUUUGUGAAGUGUCAUUCUGAGUCGACUGCUUCAUACCUCAGUGUUUACUCUCACUUUUCUAUCUGUCUUUUCCUUGCUCUGGGGUGGUGCAAUGUGAAUACAGAAUAACUGCUCUGUAUUUAAGUUUUUCUGUAUGAAUAACUAGGAUUCAACAUAGUGUACUUUAAUAGACUUUAAAACUGGUACUAUCACAUGUUUUAUGAAAGAAGAGUAUUUUAAUAUGAAAAUGCACACUACAGUUAAGGACAAUUUAUGCUUUCUGUACCUGGGUUUCUGCAAGGAUCAGCAGGAUGUAAAUCUUACUGUCUGUGAGGAUACAUUUGGCCUGCAGGUAUCUGCAUGCAGCCCAAAACACUGUAUGUGCCAGGAAAACGAAUGGUACUCAAAACUAUUUUUGGUUUAGAAGAGAGACUGUGCAAGGAGAUUCUUGGUCAUCCACACCUUCAUAAUUCCACAUUAAAAGAGUUGCAGUUGAAGUUUCGGCUGCAGUACGUUGGAUGUGUUUUGAUUUGUGCAAGCUUUCCAUUGAUGGUAUCCAAACAAAGUGAGAAGUUCCAUGUUCUCCAGAAACCGUUUUGCCUUCAGAACUGCCUUAAUUCUUCGUGGCAUGCUGUGAACGAGGUGUUGGAAACAUUCCUCAGAUUUGGUCCAUAUUGACAUGAUAGCAUCACACAGUUGUUGCAGAUUUGUCGGCUGCACAUCCAUGCUGCCAAUCUCCCGUUCCACCACAUCCCAAUAGGUUCUCUACUGGAUUGAGAUGUGGUGACUGUGGAGGCCGUUGGAGUUCAGUGAACUCAUUGUCAUGGUCAAGAAACCAGUUUGAGAUGAUUUGAGCUUUGUGACAUGGUGCAUUGUCCUGCUGGAAGUAGCCUCCAGAAGAUGGUACACUGUGGUCAUAAAGGAAUGGAUAUGGUUAGUAACAAUACUCAGGUAGGCUGUGGUGUUUAAACGAUAAAUUGGAAUUUAAGGGCCCAAAGUGUGCCAAGAAAAUAUCCCUCACACCACUGCACCACAAUCAACAGUCUGAACCAUUGAUGCAAGGCAGGAUGGAUCCAAUAAUCAAAUUUUAAAAAUAGCUAAAACCAUGACAGGUAAAUAAAAAAUAUAAGCUUCUGUGACUCCAAAGGGAGCACUUGUUCCACAUUUGUAUUUUAACAAGUUGUUCUUCUCCUCUGUGCGUCUGUACAUUCAAAAUGGGUUUACGAUAAAAAAAAAUUGAAAAACUGAA